This is a messenger RNA of Enhydra lutris kenyoni (northern sea otter), 4868 nucleotides long. RefSeq names its product zinc finger protein 558. NCBI's taxonomy places the organism in Eukaryota, Metazoa, Chordata, Mammalia, Carnivora, Mustelidae. Gene Ontology annotation, biological process: negative regulation of transcription by RNA polymerase II. The record is from RefSeq and is a predicted model, not a curated record. The coding region runs from base 1128 to 2429 and encodes 433 amino acids. The transcript has 7 exons. Gene Ontology annotation, molecular function: DNA-binding transcription repressor activity, RNA polymerase II-specific.
CCGACUGAGCCACCCAGGCCCCCAGGAAUUGUGAUUUUAAACAACUCAUGACAGGAGUGAUGUGGGAGCUUGGCACAGAGAACUCAGUCGAGGGAACAGGGAGGCCUUGAGAAGGGCUGACAUUUACCGUCAGAGCUGAGGUUGGGGUCAGAUUUAGCUAGCUGUAGAGUUUUUGGAGCAAGGGAGUAUUUUCAAGAGAGCAUUUCAGGCAAAGGGAGUAGCAUAAAGACAACCCCAAAGCAGGAGAGAGCCUUGUGUCCUCCAUGAGCUGGGAAGACCAGAAUGGCUGAGUCGAGACAGCAAAGUGGGGAGCACAGAGCAGGGCAGGCUGGACUGGGUCAGGUCUUAGAUUGGACUCUGCUCUGGGACCAGUAGAGAGACAUGGUAGCGAUGUGAGCACUGGGAGGAUGUGAUUCACCUUUGGUCUGUGCAUGUGGAUUAAAAUGGACUUCAGGAUUCAGAAGGAAGACUUCAGAGGCAAGACCGGGCAUGGUAAGAGGAGGUUAAGGGAUAAGGUGAUGGUUCCCUAAGCCCCAAUGGUGGUUGUGGAGUAGGAACGAAGUGGGAAGAGGAGACCCGGGAGUUCAGAACUGAGAAAAUGUAAUGAUACUUUCAUUCGUGCUUGUGUUUGUUAGAUGGUACCGGGCCCUUCCUCUGCCCCCAGCUCCUGUCCAUGAGAACCUGCAGGCCUCCCCCCUCACCCAGGCCCAUGCUUUCAUCCUGCUUUGCCACUCAUAGGCACCCUCCUCCGCAUCCUGGAAGAAGUCAGGCCUGAGUAGUCCACAGCUGCCCUGUCUACUGCAGGAACCACGAGUCACCUGUAGCUAUUUCAGUGAAACCAAUGAGAAACACGAUCAAAAUUUCAUUUUUUUUUUCAUUCGUCCUGGCCACAUUUCAGUGGCUCAGUAUCCACAUGUGGCUGUGGCUACCAGCUGGACAGAGCAGAGUUAGAGGACAUCUCUGGCAUCCCAGAAAGUUCUGCUGGGCAGCACUGGCUCCAGGUGGCCUACCGUCUCCGACCUUCUUCUGGCACAGACAUGCAUCCAGCUGCAGGCAUCACUGAAUCUCUAAACUGAGCACAGACCCCCUCUGCCCUCCUGUGACAUGUCACCUGCUAGAAGACCCUGAUGGGGUCCUCGGAGCCUGAAAGUGCCCCAGAACCUGGCCUGCGUGCGCGGUGGGGACGAGAGGAGGAGCGUCCGGGUUCUCUGAGUCCCAGGAUGGCAGCCGUGGUUCUGUCCCCCACCUGCGCUCAGCCUUCCCUGUUCUCAGCCUCUCCUCAAAAAGGGUGCACAGAGGAGGAAGGGUCAGUGCAUGGCUUCCUGACAAGCUGGUUACCGGACUUGGUGACCUUCGAGGAUGUGGCCGUGGAGUUCACGCAGGAGGAGUGGGCACUGCUGGACCCCUCUCAGAGAACACUGUACAGAGACGUGAUGCAGGAGAACUGCAGGAACCUGGCAUCCCUGGGGUAUCACGUUGAUAAACCCAGUCUUAUCUCCCAGUUGGAACAAGAAGACAAGGUGGUGACGGAGGAGCGGGGAAUCCUCCCAGGCUCCUGUCCAGAUUUGGACACAGUACUUAAAGCCAAAUGGUUAACUCCCAAGAAACAUGAUUUUAGAAAAGAACAUUCCAGUGGUAUAAAAGCGGAAAGAAAUCAUCUUGGAGUAAAACUCAACGAAUGUAACCAGUGCUUUAAAGUCUUCAGCACAAAAUCUAACCUCACUCAGCACAAGAGAAUUCAUACUGGAGAAAAACCCUAUGACUGUAAUCAGUGUGGCAAAUCCUUCAGCAGUAGAUCUUACCUUACUAUUCAUAAGAGAAUACAUAAUGGAGAGAAACCCUAUGAAUGCAAUGACUGUGGGAAAGCCUUUAAUGAUCCCUCUUCCCUUAGACUGCACGUGAGAAUUCACACUGGAGAAAAACCCUAUGAAUGUAAUCAGUGUUUUCAUGUUUUUCGCACUAGUUGCAACCUCAAAAGCCACAAGAGAAUUCAUACAAGAGAGAAUCACCAUGAAUGUAAUCAGUGUGGCAAGGCCUUCAGCACAAGGUCCUCCCUUACUGGGCACAAUAGUAUUCAUACAGGGGAGAAACCUUAUGAGUGCCACAAUUGUGGGAAGACCUUUAGGAAGAGCUCAUAUCUGACACAGCAUAUGAGAACUCAUACUGGAGAAAAACCCUAUGAGUGUAAUCAGUGUGGAAAAUCCUUCAGCAGUAGCUUUUCUCUUACUGUGCACAAGAGAAUCCAUACUGGGGAGAAACCCUAUGAAUGCAGUAACUGUGGGAAAGCAUUUAAUAAUCUCUCAGCUGUUAAGAAACACGUGAGAACUCACACUGGAGAAAAACCCUACGAAUGUAAUCACUGUGGAAAAUCUUUCACCACUAACUCUUACCUUUCUGUGCACAAGAGAAUACAUAAUAGGUGGAUAUGAAUACAAUAACUAGGAAAGCAUUCAUUGAUUUCUUAAUUCUCAGACAACUGAUGGGAACUCACUAGAUGUAUGAGUUAGCUGUUGCUGCGUAACAAAUUUCCCUCCGAAGCACAGGGGCUUCAGACAACAUACGUUAAUUAUCUCACAGUUUCUGUAGGUCAGGGAUUUGGAAACAGCUUAGCUCUGUAGUUCUGGCUCAGGAUCUGUCAUGAGGUGAGGCCAAGAUGUGAGCUGGAGCAAUGCUCAUCUGAGUCUUUACUGCUGAAGAAUCUUCUUCCAAAAUGGCUAGCUCACAUGUCUGGCACAUUAAUGCCAGUUGUUGGCAGGGAACCUUCAUUACCUCACUCUCCACAGGGCUAUAAGUAUCUUCAUGAUGCAGCAGCAGGUUCCUCCCAAAGCAUUUGAUCUAUGGGAGUGCUAACGCAGAAGCCACAUUGUCUUUUUCGACCUAGCCUCCAAAGAAUCUGUUAUCACGUCUUCCAGACUGUAUUGCUCACACAGUGGGGGAAGAAACUACACAGGGUAUGUAUAGUAGCAGACAGAUCAUAAGGAACCAUCUGAGAAGCUUGCCAUGAAAUCAGUGAAGAAAAGCCUUUAGCGGACUCUCGUUCUUUUAACCUAGUCUAUAUGAAGUAGCCUUUAAUAAGUCAUGUUAAUUCACUCUGGAGAGAAACAUCAUGCGUGCAAUCUUUGUGGUACGCUUGCAACGCAGACUCACCCCAACGUCCACAAAAGAUUACUUGCGGGGAGAAACCUGAAGGAGACAGUAGCUGUAGGAAAGCCUUUGUGAUAUUUCUAGGGAGUCGUGCAACAGUUCAGACUAAGGAGAAAACCUUAUGAAUAUCAUCAGAAUGCAGAAACCUUCAUGGACUCCCAUCACUGAGAGCACAUGUGAGAAAUCACUACUGAGGAAUAUUCGUAGAAAGAAUGUGGAAAACCCUUCAGCACAAGUGUUCGCAUUACCGAGCAAAAGAUGGGAGAGAUUCUGAACACAGUUACUGUGGGAAAGCCUUGAAUGUCCUCUCAGUUUCUAAGAAGCAUGAGGAUUUAUCCCGGGGAGAGAGUCCUGUUGAAUGUCAUCAGUCCUGCAAAGUCAUUUUUCCACAUUCCUUAGGAAGCUGAGAAUUCCCUGCAGACACUUGUGAAUAUAAAGACCAAGGGAAUGCCUUGACAAAUACCUCCUACAUUAGGAAAAAUAGCAAGUUUUCUCUGGAUGCAAAAGUUGUGAGUGUAUUAAUUUUGAAAAAUCUUUUAGUGAUUCUUUGUUGAUUUGUGAGAACCUACAUUGGAGGCAAACCCUAGAAAAGUAAUCAGUAUGAGGAUGCCUCAGCUCUUUACUGAAUGGCCACAAAAUAAACUGGGAAUGGAAAGAAUAGUGAGUGUGAGAUUGCUUCUGUCAGUGUCUCAUACUAAGAUUGGGCCACUAAUUCAUUAGUCUUUAGUCUUUUGUUUUAGUAUAAACAUAUAUCUAUAGCUGUACCCUAAAAUAAACCUUAAGUUAUGUCCCAUAGUUUUGUAGGUAAUAUGUUUGCUAUAAUUUACUCUUUAAAAAUAUUAGUGCAUAGCAUAUCCAGAAAGGCAUUUCUGAAUAUCUCCUGAGUAAAUUCUUUUAUCGUAGUGGAAAUUAAACUAUAUUUACUGUGUACUUUUCAUAGUUUAAAGGCAUUAUUGUCAGGUAAGUGGAGUUGAUGAUGCGGAUUCUUUUUUUACCUUUCUACCCUAGUAUGGCAUUUUGUUUAGCUUCUUUCCCAAUGUCCAUUGUCCCCUGCUUAUUUACUUUAAAAAAUGUUUUUAUUGUUGUUCAAGUUAUCAAUGAGCAGGAUUGAAAAUAAUCUAUAAGGCUUCUUUGAAGCCCAGAGGGGUAUUGCCUUACUCUCCUGACCAUAUAGAAGUAGGUAGAAGUCACUGGGGAGAACAUCAUUUGGCUUGUUUGCCUCAUCUAUAUCCUGUUCAUCUUGCCCGUUCUUUCUCUUGGAAAUGGACUCAAGGCCAAGAGUUGGAAGAGCUAUAUUUUUAUCAUAAUGACAAAAACCACAGUGCAGCAAAAAAUUACAAUGAUACGGGCAUCUCCAAAACUUCUGAUUGGCAGUAUCUGCUCUGGACUGCUUGUUCCCAGACUUAUCCUUAUAUGAUUAAAAGUAACCUCUAACUGGUUGAAGCCAAAGUCCUUUUUUUAGUUUGUUUUUGAGAUGAUGUUCUGUUCCUGUCCAGCUAAAUGCAAUAUCUAACUGGUAAGCCUAUUAGUUGGUCACAUUUUAUUAGUGUUUCAUGUUUCUUUGAAAAUAAUGUUUAUUCUCUAAGUUUUAGAUGUAGAGUAUGUACCCAUAAACUCAAGCUAAUUGUGUUUUCAGAUAUAGUAUGUACUUUGAGAUUUCUGUCCUCAAAUUUAUUUAAUGAUAGAUAUGUAUUAAAGUCUUGUGCUAUGGGUAUGGAUUAACA